Molecule: messenger RNA, 921 nt
Organism: Abrus precatorius (Indian licorice)
Lineage: Eukaryota; Viridiplantae; Streptophyta; Magnoliopsida; Fabales; Fabaceae
Product: probable glutathione S-transferase
Exons: 2
Coding region: 107-772 (221 amino acids)
Biological process (GO): glutathione metabolic process
Cellular component (GO): cytoplasm
Molecular function (GO): glutathione transferase activity
Source: RefSeq, a predicted model, not a curated record
UUGGACCAAAGAUAACUAAACUUCCAGUUCCAGGACAGCAACUUGUGUUUUGUACUUUUUGCUCAAUUCACUUCACUUUCUCAGUUGAAUUAUUGGCAGUGGGGCAAUGGAGGACAAGACCAAGGUUGUGUUGUUAAGUUCAGGGUUCAGUAUGUUUGGGAUGAGAGCUAAGAUAGCUUUGGCAGAGAAAGGAAUCAAAUAUGAGUACAUGGAGGAGGAUCUUAGCAACAAGAGCACCUUGCUUCAAGAAAUGAACCCAAUUCACAAGAAGAUCCCAGUGCUCAUACAUCUUGGGAGACCCAUCUGUGAGUCCCUCAUAAUUGUUGAGUAUAUUGACAUGGUUUGGUACAACAAUGCUCCUUUGCUUCCCUCUGAUCCCUAUCAGAAAGCUCAAUCCAGGUUCUGGGCUGAUUUUGUAGAUCAGAAGGUUUAUCAUGCUUCUAGGAGAGUAUGGACUUCAAAGGGUGAUGAGCAAAAGUUGGCAAAGAAGGAUUUCCUAGAGAGCUUAAAGCAAUUGGAGGAAUUUCUUGGAGACAAGCCUUAUUUUGGCGGUGACACAUUUGGGUUUGUUGAUGUUGCUCUCAUCCCUUUCUACUGCUGGUUUUAUACUUAUGAGACCUUUGGCAACUUCAAAGUGGAGGCAGUGUGUCCAAAACUUAUCGCAUGGACCAAGAGAUGCAUGCAAAAGGAAAGUGUAUCUGAAACUCUUGCAGAUCAGAAGGAAGUUUAUGAGUCUGUUUUGGAUUAUAAGAGAAAGUUUAUAUUAGACUAAGGGGACUCUGUGAACACAUGUAUCAAAGAUUCAAAAUGUAGUAAAUUAGCACUAGUUAAGUCACAAGUGAAUUUGAAUGAAAUGCAAUCAAACAUAAAAUUUGAAUUAGGCCUACAAUUUGCAUUGGACACUAAGGCGUGUGAACAAUA